Molecule: messenger RNA, 2801 nt
Organism: Vitrella brassicaformis
Lineage: Eukaryota; Vitrellaceae
Source: the annotation of a GenBank genome assembly
CUCCCCUGCCCAGCCGUGCCACAAACAACAAGACCACCGCCACCACACACACCAGCGGUGGCAAAGACGACUGGGCUUCGUUUGGUGGCGACCGCGGCAGCGUGCCCUGCGGGAGAGGGCCGUAGAGAUGCCGGUGGCUGAGGAGCCGGAUGAGGUGUGUGCCGACGUGGGCGAGGAGGAGCCGAGCAUCCUCCCCCUGCCGCACCUCAGCAACACGGCCGCCACACGCCUCCCCGACCACCGCGGCACCAGCGAGGCCGGCAGCAGCCGAGAGGCCGCGGGAGCACCAAGCCCGUCAGUAGAGGGGGAGGGAGAGGGUGAGGGUGAGGGGGAGGAGGGCGAUGAGUGGCUGGCCGACUUGGGCGAGGAGGAGACCCCCAUCAGCCACCUUCUUUGCAGCAGCAGCCCUUUUAGCAUCGCCACUCGGGAUGUAGCCGACACAACGAACGAGGAUAGCAAAUCGCAACAAGGCAAGUGGCGGACUGACUGGUCAGUCAGCCAGUGUGAUUGGUUGAUGGUCAUGAGUUCAACUGUCGUAUGUCUGUUGGCUGGCUCUGCGUUGCCUUCCGUUGCUCUCUCUAUGUGCAGGUGUGUCAGUGGCCGAGCCGUGUGGCGAAGGACCCCCUCCCGCCCCUACCCUCGCACAUGCACCACCCGCCAUCCUGCGCCUGAAGAGCGGAGCCGAAGUAGAGCUCCGAGUCAAGCUCGGCGAGGGCACUCGCGGCAAGGUGAUGGCCGGCGUGGUCAACAGGCGAUGGAUGGCCUUCAAAAUGGCCAUUAGGGGGGCGGCCAGCCGGACCAUCUGCGAGGAGAUGGAGGCCGAGAGGGCCACGAUGGAGAGGCUGCAGCAGCGGAGGAGGGAGAGGGGUGAGAUGGGCCUGUUUCUCGACAUCUACGACUACGCGGGCCCCUCUGACGGCGCCACGUUCCGCGCGAGCCCCUCUGAGCCGCCGCAGGAGUGCCUCUACCUGGCCCAGCAGCUCGUCAACGACCCGCCCAGCAGCGACACGUUUGUGUGCCUGAACGACCUGCUGUGGGAGGAGAGCGGCGGGCUCAACCUGGCGGGCAUCUCAGCAGCUCAUCCACCCACACAGCCGGUCUUCGACAAGGCCAUGGGGAUGAUUGGCAAGUUGCUGAUGAUGGUUAGGGCGCUGCGUGAGGCGGUCAGGGGCACCGGAGGGCCCUGGAGGACUACGACUCAAUGCUGCCCUACCACUGCAUGAACAACCUCUAUGUCCGCAGGAGCGCCAUCGCACGGGGUAAGUAAAUCGAUAGGUCACACACACACACGCACAUACACACACAGACAGACAGACCAUCAAUCGCACACACCACAGAUACGCACAUGAUGAUUCCGCUUUGGUAAGUUACUUGCAUUGCUUUUGUGUCGAUAUGAUGUGGCUUGCCUGGCUCAGGUCAUAGCGACGUGUCUGAGGCCGCCAACGUGAUCUUCAUUGACCACGGCAACACCCUUCACACGCGCACCCCCGGCCCGCUGCUCCGCCGCAAGGACGACACCACUCCCCCCCGGCCAUACCCCGGCAAAGCCGCCCUCGUGCCCACAGACUCGUCGACCAGGGAAGUGGAGCGGCAGCUGGCCGGUUUCACCAACUUCGGCGGCGCCCCAGAGCAGCUGCUGUACUGGCAUCGGCGGCGGCAGCUGCUCAACGAUUGGUCGCAGAGAGUGGGCCCGUUCUACUUUGAGGAGCGAGAGAUUCGCGGGGCAGACGGCCAGCUGUGCCGACAGAAUGUCCAUUCUAUGGCCAAUUCCGCCGUUGACGAGCUGCGGGCCGACAGGGUGGUGCCUGCUGCCCCUAAGCCUGCUCAGGGUGUGUGGAUGGGCGAGCCGACGGUGGCCUUCCAGUUCGGCCUUCUCAUCCACAACGUCCUCCGGGCCGAGCGGUGGCAAAGGAUGCUGGAGCGGCUGGAGUCGUGGGCCGACAAAUCCCACAUAGAGCCGCCGGAUGGCGCCACUGAGGUCGACAAGGCGAUCUGCGCUCUCGGCCCCGGUUUCUACCGGCACAUGCAGCAAGGCCUGCUUGCCCUCAGCUGGCGCCACACCUUCUCGCUCAUUUCCGAGCCCAAUGGCCACCUCAAGAUGGAGGAGGGCAGACGGCACCUGCAUGAGCGGACACAGGAAGAGGGCCUGGGGUGGCUGGAGGGCGUCUUACAGCGGCUGGAGGCCAUCUGUCCAAGCGCCCUGCAGUUCCUCCCCUCGGAGCGAUGCACUCUCGCCCACAUCGAUGCCAAGCUCUCGGAGGUCCUUGACCUUCUCGAGUCGGUAGAGGUGCCGGUGGCUGAGGAGCCGGAUGAGGUGUGCGCCGAUGUGGGCGAGGGGGAGCUUUGUGGCUGGCCUCUCUUCUCUUGCUGCUGGUCGGUAUCUAUCUAGCUUCUCUGAUCUCUCCCUCUUUCUCUCUCCCUAGUCUCUCUCUCUCUCUCUGUUGGCUGUGGUGGUCGUGGCGGACGGAAAGGAUAAGAGAAGGGCAGUACAGCCCACAGGAAGGCAAAAGAAGCGAAGAAAGGCCCACCAGAAGGCCAGCGAGGACAGAUACAUACCCACACACCGCCCAAUACUCUCACUGAUGGAUGGUGAGUGAAACCAGCACAGCACGGCACACACACGCGGAUGCAUAACUCUCUCUCUCUCUGUGUGUGUGUGUGUGUGUGUGUGUGUGGGCGAGCCGAUAGUCCAAUCGGUGCCUACUUUUUAUAUUUCGAAGGUCUCUUGCUUCUCCUGCCGUGCGUUGAUUAUGUCUCUGUUCAUGUGGAUUUGGUUGACCUUCCUUGACGGGAAACUGAUA